Xenopus tropicalis (tropical clawed frog) is the source of this 4934-nucleotide messenger RNA. It is a transcript of the gene hoxa3, whose product is annotated as homeobox A3. Gene Ontology annotation, biological process: regulation of DNA-templated transcription. Bases 3080 to 4300 code for a protein of 406 amino acids. The transcript is spliced from 3 exons. Gene Ontology annotation, molecular function: DNA binding; DNA-binding transcription factor activity; DNA-binding transcription factor activity, RNA polymerase II-specific. The record is from RefSeq and is a predicted model, not a curated record. NCBI's taxonomy places the organism in Eukaryota, Metazoa, Chordata, Amphibia, Anura, Pipidae. Gene Ontology annotation, cellular component: nucleus.
UAUCCCAUCACAACAAAGAAGUUAGGUCUUGCUAGUUUUCUGUACAAGAUAUAUUACAAUUGUAAAUGUAAUUGCUUAAGGCCUGUUACUAAUACUAAACAACAGGACAUAUUGUCAUAUUAAAACCCCCUAAUGAGGAGGUAAGCACAGUUCCAGGAUGCUACACAAGAUGUGAGUGUUACUAGACUCAUGCAGUUUUUGCCCUAAGUAUAUUGUGCUUUUAUAAUUUGUGCAGUAUCACACCUCCACCCAGCAUCAGAUAUUGAUCUUACCUAAGAUGUAUAGUUGAGAUGUAUCAGCCCAAAAUAUUUAAUACAAAUAAGGCAGUAUUUCUCAAGAGGAAAUUAGAGCAGUUCUGGGGCAAAGUCAUGGCUCCAUAUGUAUCAUUACAAAACGUCCCAUAGAAAUUAAUUCAUCAUUGUUUUUAGCAAAAUCUUUUUAUACAUAAAAAGAUACAAAGCGUAUCAGUGGUGUGUGGCAUUUUGCCUAGAUCACAUUUGAAAAUUCUAAAUGAACACUUAAUUUUGUGCUUAAAAUCGUCAACUUCUUCAUUGUUCUCUCUGUGAGCCUGGUGGAGGCGUAGAAACUUAGAUCUGAUAGCCUUCGGUUGCUGGGCGAUGCUCUGAGAGUUGUAGUCAAGCAGUUAUAUCUAAAUAAACAGUGUAGCUCUGUCUAAGAAACAGACAAGGUCAUUCUAGCAGCCACAGCCAUGGAAUAAUGGUUAUAACUUUAGCAGCAGACUAAAAGGCACAAUUGGAUGUGAGCAAUAUCAGUUUUUUUUCAAGGGAGGAUGAAAUGGCGGCCUUGUAUGUAGAGAAACUUGCCUUGGAUGGUCCAGUUGAGUUCUGACCCUUUUCCUUAUUGAAUUGCCUUAAUGGCGCUAAUUUGUUUGCCAGGAGUGUGCAUUUACACACUCAAGCAAACCCACUUACAGCCAAAUUGAUUGUUUUAAACAUUGAUUCAGCAGCCUUGAUGUCAGAACCCUUUUGGGUUGGCUGCAGUUUUGCAUUUUCUAAUUUUGCUAAGUCAUUUCCUAAGCAAAUGCAGUGUCCCUUUUGCAAAAUGACAAUAUUUAAAGCAGCACAAUAAACACGCUAGCACCCAGCAGGAUUACAUUCUUUAAAUGCACCCGUUGACAUUUUUAUUGAUUUACUUUGUUCACACCUGCCCUCUAAUCAAAAGUAAUUGUGAGCAAUAAAUUCAAGGAAACAUGGAAAGUAUAUAAGCCUCUAUGACAUAAUAAGCUUUCAAUUUCGGCCCCAAAUAGUUGAGCCGCUGCACUUUUUGGGUAGUGUUGCAGAUUAAAACAAUUUCAUACACACCACUCAUGUUUUAAUAGUGUUUCAGUACAAACCUGGUGGAGUAAGGUGGUAUUAUGCACCAUGGUGCUCCAUUCAUUGCACUCUCUGGCAUUUGUAGCUCUACAUUAAAGCAUAAUCCACAGACUGGCUCUUUAAUACAUUUACAGGGACAUACAUGAAGCAUAUUUAUAAAGGAAAUAGCUGCUUUUAGUCUGACGCAUUCGUGUGUCGCCCACAAUCCUACACACCAAAUGUGGGACUGAAAGGCGCCCUUUGUCUAACAUGGCACUGUCUACCUCGUGGGUCAGCAAAACUGGUUGGAGUUGGAACAUCUGAAAAAGAGCAGAGGGUCACAAAAAAUAUUACCCAUGUAGUUAAUUGCUGAUGCCUUUGCGUUCCGGUCUUGUGUUCAGGUACAGAAUUUAAAUGUCUGAUUAAAACGCAUAACUAGCCUGGGCACUGGGCGAUACCGAGUCCAUUGCUGUAUCCUAAAGACACAGUGUAAAUCUGGUGAAGAAUAAGUCCAGAGAGUUCCCAGCGUGCCCAGAAAGGCAUCCUUCCAAGUCCGAAUGCUGCGCCACAUGUAGAGCAGCGCUGGGUUUGCGCAGGAAAGAAAAGUGUUACUGCCAGUGAGAGUAGCCCCUUGCCAGCCUGCACAGAUACAGAGAGCCCUGAUUAGUGCUGGUUGUAGACUAAAAGUUCCAAAGUGUCUUUCACAGAAUGAAGUCAGAAGAAAAGUUCUACUCUGUGCAUUCAGUGAGCGCCUCAACCUUUGCUCAACUAGCCAUUCAUUUCUGUCACUGUUCUGCUGUGGGGGAUUUGCCUUUUUGUUUUGUGUGGCUCAUUCUAUCCGGGAUAUUCAUUAACUAGCAGCAAAAUUAUGUGUUGAGCCAGAAAACCAGUAGUAGUCGGAUUCCUUUGUAAUAAUUGCGCCUUAAAACGGCCCUUGUGAGCAUUGUAGAUAAGGGAUUCAUUCUGCCAUAGGUCUAAUGUUGCAAGGUUUCAGCAUUCAGCACAUAUUAUGCGCUAAAGGGAUGGCAAAGAGGUGUUUUAUUAAUUGAUGUUGCCGACUUUGCUAGAGAACAAAAGACAGUUGGGGAAAAGGUUGGGUCUAGACUCAUCAGUUGCUCGUUUUAUCCCAUAGUAAUAAUUGUGUAUGUAACACGUGGGUGGGUAUAAGUCGCAUUACGUUCUCUCCGGGUCUUUGCAUUAGAACUUGUGUAAUGUGUCUGGGAAGAUCCAAGGUUUUGUGUUGCCUGAAGUCUAGAAUUGUGAGCACUACUCACCCAGUUAUAUAGGAAGGUCGCAAGUACAGAAAUAGUCAGAAAUACAGAAAUAGUCAGGUCUGUCACCCUGGGCUCAAACACCAACUUGAUAUUGUGAACAAUAUCUCUUUAGAUGAAAUCGUUUUGCGUUUGUCAGAUAAUUAAAGGCCUUUUAGUAUCUACAGUGGGACAUGUGUUGUGUGUGGGAGUUAGCAUUGCCCCCACAAUGGGGCUCUAAUGGAUCCAAUGUGCUGAGCUUAGUUAAUCAGUCACCGAGUCUCCCCUCUCCACCUCACCAUUUCAUGGGCCGAUCUACUAAUGAUGGGGUCUUCUCAUGCAUAGGAUACAGCCUCCCCAUAGAAAUCAUCUCUCCAGCAGCUUGCUAGUAUCCUUGUAGUCUGACCAGCGAGGCCAUUGGAGGAGGAACGCCACGUGACAGAGGGGUGCCAAUGUUAUUCUUUACGGGUGUCAAGACCCUGUCAGUUUGUGAAAUAAAUAUUGGGAAACAACGAAAUGCAAAAAGCGACCUACUACGACAGCUCUGCGAUCUAUGGUGGAUAUCCCUACCAAGGAGCAAAUGGUUUCACUUAUAAUGCAAGUCAGCAGCAAUAUCCUCCUUCCUCAUCUCUGCUGGAAACUGAAUAUCAUCGACCUGCCUGCUCCCUGCAGUCACCUGGCAGCGCAGUGCCCCAUCACAAGGCCAAUGACAUCAACGAAAGUUGUAUGAGAACCAUUAACAGUCAAUCAAACCAAGCCCCGGUCAUUCCCGAGCAGCAGCCCACACCGCAAGGGCCGCCACCCUCUGUGUCCCCACCACAAACCACCAGCAAUGCAGCCACAGCCUCCUCCAACAAGGCCACAAGCAUCACCUCACCUACCAUGUCAAAGCAGAUUUUCCCUUGGAUGAAAGAAUCCCGACAGAACACGAAGCAGCAGAAAGCGGGCAGUUCGAGUUCAGGUGAGAGUUGUGCUGGAGACAAAAGCCCCCCGGGGCAAUCCUCUUCCAAGAGGGCCCGCACUGCUUACACAAGCGCUCAGCUGGUAGAACUGGAAAAAGAGUUCCACUUUAACAGAUACCUGUGCAGACCCAGGAGGGUGGAGAUGGCCAAUCUGCUCAACCUCACCGAGAGGCAAAUUAAGAUCUGGUUUCAGAACAGGCGAAUGAAAUACAAAAAGGAUCAAAAAGGGAAAUCCAUGAUGACCUCUUCAGGAGGGCAGUCACCAUGUAGGAGCCCAGUGCCGACUCCAUCUGUUGGAGGUUACCUAAACUCUAUGCAUUCUUUGGUAAACAGUGUCCCCUAUGAGCCUCAGUCUCCCCCAGCCUUUAACAAACACCACCCUAGCGCGUAUGGCGUGCCUGCACCCUACCCAAGCCCCCACAACAGCUGCCCUCCCCACCAAAAGAGAUACAGCGGGACUGCUGCGGUCACCCCUGAAUAUGAGCCACAUCCUCUCCAACAAAGCAGCGGAGCUUAUGGGAAUCCGCAUGUACAGGGAAGCCCCGUUUAUGUAGGGGGGAACUAUGUGGAGACCAUGACUAAUUCUGGACCAUCCAUGUUUGGUUUGUCUCAUCUCUCUCAUUCCUCAUCGAACAUGGACUACAGUGGAGCCGGACCCAUGAACAGUGGUCACCACCAUGGACCCUGUGACUCUCACCCUACAUACACGGACUUAUCUGCUCACCACAAUCCUCAGGGAAGAAUUCAGGAAGCCCCCAAAUUAACACAUUUGUAAUGAUCGUGGAGACAAAUAUUCCCCUUUUUUCCUACUUAUUUCUAUUUUACUUUCCAGUAACCCCCUUUAUUUUAUAUUCAAGAUUUUGCGUGAGUGUGUGUGCCAGUAAUAUUCAGUGCAAGAAAUACUGGCUCUUUCAGAUAUAACAUUGUGGCCCUUAGGAACCCGAUUUGGAACAAGUCUUUGUAUUUUAUUCGUCUCUUUUAUCAAACAGGGUAUAGCAACAAUUUUUAUAUGGGGAACAAAUUCUUCUUACAUGUGAAUUUGUUUGCACAUUUUCUUAACCCACAGGGAACCCAUUUAAAUUAUUAUUGCACUUCUAUUCAAUUGCUAGCCAAAUAUUAAAAAAAAACGCUUGAACAGGGACAUCCCGAUCCAUAAUUAUACGUGUAAAUCAUUUAAUGUGUGUAUUCUGCUGCAUAUACUCCGGUUAAUUUAUUAUAUUUUCAUGGAAAAAAAAGAAUCAACAAAACUAUCGAACUGUUUACAUCUUAUUUAUCCCAUCCUUCAUAUUUAUAAACAAUAUAUACCCUUGCUAUUCAGGUCAGGCUCUGGGCCUUCAGUUAAUGGCACAGGCAGUGCUUUUGAAAAAAAAUUCUCAUUAAAGAUGCAAUAAAAUCUGAGAGAAUAUUAA